AUGAAUCGCGCGCCUAGCGAGGUCGAUGAAGCCAUCGAGGCAAACCGACCUAUCGUUUCUAAUUCACCGACGAUCGAGAGGGAAAGGCAAGAGAGAGAGGACUCUUCCGGUUCCAGCAGUUCGUCAAGCAGCGAACCUGAAGAAGAGGAACCUCCGCGCAAGAAAUCAAAACGAGAUGCUCAGGUAACGGUCGAUCUCCGGAUCGACGCGUUAUACGAACAGGUCAGUUUCCUUACAAAUUUAAUUAUGCAUCAGCAAUGUGCGUCAUCAUCAAAUACAAAUGUGACCGCGAAAACCACUGACGUGAUUGAACAACCUGAACAGAAUAAUGAUGAUUUCUUGACCAAUCCUUGCUCUAUUACACUAAAAUCAUUAGAUUUAGGUUUUUGUAAAACUGAUUUUGAUGAGAAAAAAGUUCUUAAACCAGCCGAUGAACAACGUUUAAACCAGUUGAUAAAAUUGCAACAUUUUAAUUCAUCUACGUGGCAACACAUUCGGUAUAAAAAAGCAUUGACAGACAUGCUUGCGUUCCCAGGCUUUUGUAACUUAAAAAUUAAUGACGAAAUAUGUUGUUUAAAUAAGGGCAAAGAUUUCCUGGCCUCAACGGAGGAAAUUAUGGCUGCAAUUACCAAUGCUUUACUAUACCAAAGGCAAUUGCUACAAUCAGGUUUACAAGAAAUUGUUAAUUGGUCUCACAAUAAUCCUACGGAACUAACCUCUAAUAACCUUUUUAAUAAAAUAAGCGAAAUUUUCGGUAAUUCGUCGCCAUCUUAUAAAUUAUCUGAACAAACAUUACAAAUCGUCUGCGGCAAACGAGCGGAGUGUAUAGAAACUAGGCGUAAAAGAUUAAUUAGCGAAAUUUCUGAUAAAAGUAUUCAAGCCGCUCUCGUUAACAUACCUCCCAGCGAGGAAUUUCUAUUCGAGAAGGCACAAUUGAUGUCGCUGGUGCAAUCCCUCGGCGGGCCUCAUUAUUGGUUAUCACCCCCACAAAUCUCUAAAAAUAGGGACCAAGCAAUUGGGGUAGCUAAACCAAAAUCAGUUAGGUCAUUUGUUAGUUGGGACCCAAAUGUAGUUCUGGAAUGGCUUUCAGCUAAUUCACCUAAAGAUACGCUCUUUGAAAUAUCGCGUAGAACAGCAACAGUGUUAUUGCUAGCUUCUGGACGUAGAGUCCACGAUCUUACCUUGUUGCGAAUUUCCAAAGACAACUAUCUUGAUAAUGGACAAAACAUCUAUUUAAUACCGGCAUUUGGUUCAAAGACUGACAGACAUGACUGCCGCCAAUCUGCUUGGAAGCUGUCUAAACAUCCUGAUAAGAACAUCUGCCCAGUUAGUUUAGUUAGAUGUUUAAUAGAGAAAACCAAACAUAGAAGGUCGGAUGUUAAAGACUUAGACAACCUCUUCAUUACAAUUAGUAAUAAAGUAAAAUUUGCUUCCCGUACUGUAAUAGGCAACUGGGUGCGCACAGUUCUUAAAGACAGUGGCAUUGAUGCUUCCCCAGGGAGUUGUAGGAACCAUGCAUUCCGUAAGCGCAAGGAGCAGGCUGCUGCAGCAUCAGAGCAGUGUAACCAGAUGACGCUGCAGGCUGGUCUUCGGACCCUGCACGAGGCGGGGCCGGAGCUGAAGAGAGCGAUAUCAGGAAACCUGGAUGAAGUGGUCCCGGAGACUGUGGAACCUAUGCAUAGGCGUAACCACACACUGUUUGGUGCAGUGUGGACCAGUAUAAAGAAAGGCAAGGAAAGUCUGUACAGACCUCCGCCCAAGUUCAAGCCCUUGGCUGUAGCUGGUAAUGGUAACGAGGAGAGUAAGUCACUCAGCUGGAUGAUGCAGCGGGAACUUGGAAUGGACGGAAAAGUGCCGGAGGAUGAGAAUAAAUACGAAGACGGCAAUCAAAGUGAGGGAGAAGAGGAGAUAGCGAUGCAACCCUUACUCCACGGGAAGGACUCUGAGAAGAUAUUUAAAGCUAUCGAAAAAACGUCCAACGAUUUAAUGCAGAGUAUGAGAAACAACUAUCGUGACAAAGCGCCAGCGCAGUACAACGACGUGCCAUACUGUGUAGAACAUCCAGCGGAGAGCCUCAUCACUCGCGUGCUUACAGAGCAAGGGCUGGGCAAGUACUGUGACCGCGAGUUCGUGCGCAGCACUGCGCGGGAGAUGCAGGACGCGCUCGACCUCACGCAGGAGGAGAUGGACACUGCUGCCAAUCAAAUUAUUUUGCAAGAGCGAAAAAUGAACAGAGUUCAACAACCUAAUGAGGUGGAUCGCAUACUGUCACAGCAGUAUCAUCCCUUCCAUCAGCCAGUCCAGGCUCCUGCUAGGAAAAAA
This is a messenger RNA of Brenthis ino (lesser marbled fritillary), 2322 nucleotides long. The record is from the annotation of a GenBank genome assembly. NCBI's taxonomy places the organism in Eukaryota, Metazoa, Arthropoda, Insecta, Lepidoptera, Nymphalidae.